CUCUCGGAUGAAAACGUUAUUCAAAAACUUUCUUCGCGCUUUCUUGGUUAUUAUUUCCAUGUUCUCCACGAAGAGAACUCUGACCUCUUCACAUCAACCAUCUUUUUUAGUGUGGAGCAGAAAUUGAGCGGGCAUCAUAGCGGCUGUUACAACAUCACGGAAGCGCAGGCGAUCAUGACGGAACUACGCAAUAUCCAGAAGUCCCUGAGCUCCGGCGAGAAGGAGAAAGCUGAACUGAUGCAGUCGCUGGCUCAGCUUAAGGAUGAGCUGACGAGGCUUCAGUUUUGCGAAGGCAGCCCGGAGGCCAGUACUCUCAGUCUGCCACAGGAGAAACUCAGCACGGCCUCCCAGACCGAUCUAUCGGGCGAGCUGGUGCCGAUCGGCACCCGAUUGGCUGAGAUGGCGCGCAUGAGACUGCAAUAUGAUGAGGCGAGGAAAAGGAUCCAGCACAUUCAACAGCAGUUGGCGGAUCUCGAGGAGAAGGUGAUGCCGGGUCAAACCGAAAGCGACAAGGACAAGUUACUGUUGUUCCAAGAGAAAGAGCAACUGCUGAGAGAAUUACGUAGCAUUACGCCGCGCACGAGGACGCAGCAGGACAUGAAGAGGAUCCAGUGCGAGAUCCGUAGGCUUGAGCAGGACCUCAACAACGCGUUUGAGCUAUCGAACAAAACCAUCACCGACCGCGUGCGAUUGCACGAGGAGAAGCAGUUGCUGUUGCAACAGCUCAGAGACGCCCUGCGUUCAAUGGCAAUGUUAGAGGGUCAACUGAAGACUUUGAGCGCUAGUACACUAUCAGUGAGCAGCAGCUCGAGCCUCGGUAGUCUCAGUACCACCAGCAGCAAGGGCUCUCUAAGUUCGGGGUUGAGUUUCACGGACAUUUACGGCGGCCCACAGUGCUUGAGCACGGGUAGCUCGCAACAGGAGCGACCGGUCGACAUGGUGGACCUGCACAGACGUGUAGAAAGACUGUUACGAGGUUCCGAGCAACAAAAUAACCUAAUUGGCACACCGUCGCCCGGCAGGUCUCAGCCCAGUCUCUCACCGCGGUCAAGCUUGUCCAGUGUGAGCCCUCCGGUGUCGCCGUUAUACGAGAACGCGCCGAUAGGUCCACCACCUACAUAUGAGCAAGUGGAAUUGCAAAGGCGGCAGCAUCAGAAAGUAACACCAGCCGCGACAACGAGCGGUAUUGCGUCACAUCUGGACGGAAGCCAGUUAGAGGAUCGUUUAACGGAACUCAGGCUCAGUCAGCAACAGCAACAACAGCAGCAUCAACAGCAACAGCAGCACCAGCAAGGUGUCGUUCCUCAGGAGCAGAUCUCGUGCUCAUCAAAUGGUUUACAGGAGCGUCUGAAACUCGUGGUCAGUCCUCAUCCGCCGGUUGAGUUGCAAUCGAACAACAUGUCCCAGGGUAGCGGUCUUGGCAGGCCCGGGAUGCAGCUACCAGCGUCAUUGCCUCAACAGGAGCCGCCACCCUUGUCACCGAUCAGUGAAACACCACCACCUACCGGGAUCAGGUCGAGGGCUAGUAGUUCCGGCACCAACACCAGGUCCGUGUCCGCUGCGGUGUCCGACGAAAGCGUCGCCGGUGAUUCGGGCGUCUUCGAGGCGUCCAAUCGUAAAAGACUGUCUGGAUUGAUUUCCGACGUGGACCUAUUGGCGUCGGGUGAAAUGAGCCUGGAAACGGCGCAAGUGCAGAUCAAACUGAGGUAUUCAGUGAGCGACGGAUUACUUCACGUUGGCAUUGAACGCGCGAGGAAUCUGGCGGCGCUUUUCAUACCCAAUAAUGCGGAAGUGUACAUCAGAGCUGCUUUGCUGCCGAUGCAAUUGCCCGUCAAUCACAUGUGUUGCACGAAACCCGUCGUGGACCUGCGAAAGCCAACCUUCGGCGAGACAUUUCCGAUCGCUGUGCCGCUCAAUAAAUUGUACACGAAAACGCUGCAAGUGAAUGUUUGGUGUACGAGCAACGAAGCCGAGGAAUGCUUGGGUUCUGCGCAAGUCUCGUUGGCAGACUUCAGCCCAGAAUCUCCUAGCGUCAAAUGGUACAACAUACUCUCCUUCCGCUUCAUGCAACCGUCUGACAGUCCUAGCGCUAGCACCAGUAACAACGCGUCCACAAGCGUCGUUCGGCAAGCCAAACACGACAAACAGGAGUCAGAUAUUUCGGUAUACAGGAGCGCGCAAAACACCAAGGAGGAGAGCAGCGACGAGAGCACAAUCAUCAGUUCUCAGACGUCCACCUUGACGAGAAAUCAAGGAUGCGACGAGUUGCAGACUGCCGUGUCGCUGAGACUAGAGGAGUUGGCCAAUUGUCUGGGUAGCCCAGAAGAGGAGGACGAGGGGGGAGGCAGCGGUAGCGGAAGUGGGAGCGGAGGCAGUAACAACGAGGAAGACAUGGCUGAGGAUUUCAUGGCAGAGGACAACGUUCUGGAAGAUGUUUUGGAGCACGAGGAGGACGAGGAGCUGGACGAUGAAACGAGACAAACGGAAGACAAAGAGACGAACACCGAAUGUGUGUUUAUUCCGGAGCAAGGGAAGCAGAGGAAACUAUCCGCGGCUGGCGUUGCGCCCGGCGCCGUGCACGACGACAAGAACUCAAUUGUCAUCAAGAGGAGUCAGACAUUCUCGCCGAGCGCGGCUGUCAGUAAAAAUCAUUAUAUAUGUCGACUUAAUCGCAGCGACAGCGACAGUAGCAUGCCCCUUUAUCGCAAAGGUGGACCUUUCCAACGGAAUUCGGUAGAAAGACGUUCGCUGCGAUGGCGCCGACCGUCCUCGGCCCUCAGCUGCAAAACCACCUCGAAGAAAUCAUCCCAUCUACCGCCUACAGCGAGGACAUCGUUGGACCUUGAGUUAGAUCUCCAGGCACAGCAUGCCAAACUGAAUAAUCUCCAGGACGAGCUUAUGAGGUUACGGGAACUGAAACAACGGUUGGAGCAAGCGCGCGAGAAGGGCGACGCCGAUCUAGCGACCUGGCUGUUAGAGGAUCACAAGUUCCAAAAUCUCAUGGCGCUGGCUGAGAACGGCAAAAACGGCAGGAGCGCCGAAGAGAAGAAAGUAGAUAAAAUGCUGAAGAAAACUUCGAAGGAAAUCUACAAAUUGAGGAAGACGAAAGUCGCGAAAGGAAAACCCGAUAUAAUAUCCUUCAAGGAGAAAAUGGCCUUCUUCACGCGCGUGAAUUCGAACGUUCCUAUUCUGCCGCCGGAGGACUUCGGACCGGACGGCAAUAUAUAUCCGACGAUGGUGGCACAAGCGCACAUGCAUAGGAGGUACGCGUCGGAACCCGUAACCACUAGCACUCACAAUAGCUACGUUGGAAACUCGACGAUGCGACCAAAUAGCGUUCCUAGCGGCAGUUCCGCGUCGCCUUCGGCCGUGAGGAGUGUCAGCGUCACGGUGGACCGGAACACGGCCAACACGAUUGUGUCGACGAACACCGACGAGGACGUCUCAACCGCCGCCAACGAUAUCACUAACAAGUCGGUGUCUACUAAAGGUCGGCCAACGGCGGUCACGACAUCGCUGGCGACGACGGAGUCGAGCACGCCGGCUUCGGGGAACGGCGAGGAUGAGAGUGCCAAGUCCAUCGAGAAGAACAACGGUGGUAACGGGGAGCCAAAGAGGUACGAGUACGUUGUCGACCGAGUGUUGGGCGUGGAGGUGUGAGAACGGAAGAUCGUAGGGAUGGAAGUUGUCGACGAAGGCAACGAAGUGACGAAGCGACUCGCGCGCAUGAAAGCCACGCGUUCGAAGCUGCGAUCUUCAUCCAGUGUCGUGAACACUGAAAGGAACAGUGUCUCCCGAAACCCCUCAGAGCGCGCGGUCUGCAAGGAGGAAAAUUGAGUCGAUCGCAGCGUGGUUAGAACAGGCUUCCUAAUUCUCAGUAUCAGGUGCCAUUGUCCUCGGACUCUCACUUAGCGCCUUACUUUCCACCGAAUGCGAUCGUUGUUCGAUUUGCGGCGCAUCUGUGCCAAUGCUGCGUGUGCCUAUUAGAAGCAAUUUGCCGAUGGGCGUAUAAUAUAUAACGAGGGUGCGCGAGUGCGCGGCACAUUGUGUAUAUAUAAAUACAUACACGUAUACAAUAACGCAAAUUAUUUAAAGAGAAAGAAAACACAGUGCACUACUCUUCAAUAGGUUAUUUAAUACUGUUAAUCCGGCUCGUUCCCGGAUCCGCGUUUCGCGAUUGCAGUUGUACGCGAGAUUAUUGCGAUUAUCGAGAUUAUCGUUCGUUUCCUCUGCGUGUGCGUCGAAGCACAUAACGACCCCACCGAGCAGCUGGUCUGCAACUCGAAAAUUUUAUGAAGGGUAGGAAUGGAGGAUGGGAAAGAAAAAGGGAGAAAGAGGGGGAGGGAGAGGGAGAGAAGGUUGCAUCGAAUUGAAGAGCUCAUUUCCAGAUCAAUAUUCGUAUUCUUGAAAAAUCGGGUUUGCGUCUCGUGAAGAUUCUUUUUUUGUUAUGCUAAUGUGGAAGCGUCUGUCAUCUCUUAAAAAUCAAAACUUAAAAUCUAGAGAAAGCAAUUUAAUUUUGUCUGGAUUAUGCAGAAUUAUUCGUUUUAUGGAGUCGAGUUCUAAAUAAGUUUUCAAAAUGGGUUCUUCCUGACUUCCUUUUUUAUUUAUUUAUUUUCAAAUAAAAUAUUUCGUUACACAUAUAAAGUCAUUCGUUGAACAUAAAGUUUUCCAAUAUUUUCCGUUAUUACUGAUUUGUUCCAAUCCGAUCGUCAGUUUAUCAUUUUCUCUCUGUAUUAACAUACAGAGAAAGAUAAAUGUAUACAUACGCUAUUUAAUUUAGAUCUAUGUAUAUAUUAUCCAUAUGAUCACACGUCAAAAGUUAUUUAUGACUCAUUCGAUAUAACGCAUGUUUCUUUUUUUUUCUUUUCUUUUGUCCUCAAUUUAUCAAGAAUUAAGCAUAUUCAUUUUAAGUGUCCCUCAUGUUUCGCAUCGAUUUCGGCGACGAGGAUUAUUCAAUAUAAUGUGCCUUAUCAUCGUGUGAAAGAAACGCUCUCAAACGCAUAGGAUAUCGUCUACAUCUGAAAGUACACUGAUAUUUUGAUACUCGCGUGUUGAUACAAUGAAGAUACAAGUUCUGUUGAUCGGUCGAGGAGCUGAUUUUGCGAAAAAAUUAGCAGAGUAUAAUAUUUGAACAUUUUCAGAACAUUCGUUUGAAAAAUGGUGUAUAUUUUUAUUUUUCUUCGAUGCCUUCCGAGACGAGUCCAUGAUAAAAUGAAAGAACCUAUUUUGCAAAAAAAUAUUGAAACAUAAAUACGAUCAUUAAACGUUGAUUAUGUUACAAAAGUGCGUCGAGGAAAACGUUCAAAUUCCACUGCAAACAAACGACAAAACAAACAGAAAACCUUUCUACAUCCUGCAGCAGUUGCAUCGCAAUUCUCUAUUGUACAUAAGACGCAUGUAAUUGGCGUUUGGGCGAAAACGCAACAACCCGAAAAUACUCAUCGCUAUUUCUAUAAACAAGCGACAACGUUGUGACACGGUAAUCUAAAUUAAUAAUAGCUUUUUUCUUUUCUUCUUCCAAGGCGGACGCAUAUUUUUUAUGCCAAUGUAGAAAUUAUACUUCUGUCUAAGAAUAGAAGUUGUCUUGAUUGUAGAAUCACGAUGAAUAAUUAUUUCAUGCAGAAUGUUUCUUCGGGUUUCCACUUCCUUGUUGAUGAUGUAGUUCGAUAAGAAAGAAAAGAAAAGAAAAGUGGAUUUAGUUAACCGUGGCUAGUACCGUGCUAUGCAACUGAUUUUGAAAAGUGAAUCCCGAACACGUCAGUUGCGGCGCUUCGAAACAUCGAAAGAUCGUUUGUUGACCGCGACAAUGCGAGAAAAAAAUGUAUCGUAUCUGAGUUAUAUGUCGAAAGAAGAAAAAUUCCGAAAAUUGAGGUUGACAUCGUCCUUAACACUGGAACGGCCGUCAUCUUAUCGGCGGUUUUUUUAGUAAACCGUUUUUCCUUUUUGCUGAGAGCUGAGAGAUCUAACGAUUGAAAGCUUUGAUUAGUGCACUUUAACGAAAUUAACGACGCGCACAUGGUAAGAGAGACGCUUAUUGCUCGAUUUGGAAUAUGAAUUUUUUUAUUUAUUUAUUUAUUUAUUCUUUUUUUAUAUUCGAAGUGAGCUCGGCCGUUCUAAUGUUAACGUAAUGAAGUAUGUUGAAAUCGUUUUUAAUGCCGCUGAUAACUUUAUAAGAGGUAUCAUCAAGGUAACGGAUGCCAUAUUAUAUAUAUACCGAGGAAUAUGGUCAAUUUUUAUAAGGAGUUUGGGAAGGUGGGGGUUGGCGAAAAACUAUUGAAAAGAUUUUUGUACAUAUUUUUGUACAUACGCAUCUCAACGAAUAUAUACGCGCGUUUAUACAUAUAUAAAUAAAUAAAAAAAAUAUAUAUAUAUAAAUUUUAAAUAAUACAAAGAAUGUGAGAGGACGUUUCUUGUAUUAUUUACAGAUGUAUUUUUAUUUCGGUGAAACGUGCGUUCGAUUUUACAGAGCGUCUCGUAAACCUGCAAGUUCGUAGAACUUUAAUUACAAAGUUGAAUACGAAAAAAAAUAAAUAUAUUGAUGUGUGUGUGCGCGCGCGUACACGUGUAUGCAUGUGUGUGUGUGUGUGUCGCGCUCGCGCGAUUGAGUAUGUGUGGAGACCGAUAUCAAUAUAUGUAAUUGUUUUCUCACCCAAGUGCCGGAUCUAUUACGCUCAUGUAUUUAAUUAAUGUUAUAUUAUUGUAUUAUUUACUACCACAUAGCGCCUUUCUGUAUCAAAGUAGGUAUAUAAUGAUAACAUCGAAGUAACGAUGGCGAUUUAAUAGUACUACUAAGAAAUGCUAGACGAUAAACGUAAUUUCAUAAAGAGACAUAUCUCACGCAAAAAUAUACACGUACACACCAUUACAGGAGACACGCAGGCCUCACACGUACAACCACAAUCACAGUUUGAUUUGUAAGUAACGGUUCGUAUGGUAACGAUUAAAAGGACAAAAUAUACUCUUGCCACGUU
Harpegnathos saltator (Jerdon's jumping ant) is the source of this 6971-nucleotide messenger RNA. Its product is annotated as protein kibra. NCBI's taxonomy places the organism in Eukaryota, Metazoa, Arthropoda, Insecta, Hymenoptera, Formicidae. The record is from RefSeq and is a predicted model, not a curated record. Gene Ontology annotation, molecular function: kinase binding; molecular adaptor activity. Gene Ontology annotation, biological process: regulation of hippo signaling; negative regulation of organ growth; cell migration. The transcript has 7 exons. The annotation marks the transcript as partial. Gene Ontology annotation, cellular component: cytoplasm.